UUUGAUGCUCUAAUCUGGAAACUUGGGAGAUGUGCAACUCUUUUCAUCUUAUUUCUUUACUUUUACUAAGUGUGUCUCUGUGUGUCUCUACGCGCGCGUGUGUACAUAAAUUGAGGUUCUUGUGGAGGGUAGAGCAUCAGAUCUCUCUGGAGCUGGAGUUAAAGGACACAUACGUAGCUACUGAGUCAUUUCUCCAGCCCCAAGACAUGCAACUCUUAUCACUAGCCCUUCUUUUCCAACGGUCUGCUUGUAAAUAAUUCGCUCUUUUAGAAUCCAGCAUGGUAACUUCUAUUUAACCACAUUCAAUAAGCCAAAUCAAAUAACAAUCAUGGUACACUGCUCUUGGGAGGCUCCCUGCCCCCAAACUUCAAGACGUCUGUCUUAAAACAAAAAGGGAGAACAAUAAAGAGCCUAUUAUUUUUCAAAACAAAACAUCCCAAAACAUAGAAGAGAAUACCAGGAGAAAGGGGAAUGGCACCUGAGAAAAGACACACUCAUUUAAAACCAUGCAGAACUACAUGGAGAGCCUGCCACUUUAUAUUUCUUAGAAACAGGUGAGUGAUGACUGUUUUGCAACUCAGUAGCAGUUCACCAGAUCUUCAGGACUAAGACAAAAUCAAGUAGUUAAAAAUACUGCUUAUGACCAUUUCUUCCUUAAUUUUUUAGAAGUCACGGAUUCUAUGGAGGUACCUUCUAAAGUACUACUUCAGUUGUGAUGUUUCUAUUGAAAAACAUGUGCCUCUCCCUCCUAUGAGGGAGACCAAAAUUAGCACCAUGCCAUCCACAUCUGACAAGCAGUAACAGCUGAGGAACUCUGCUACUUACCACACACAAUCCUCAAUUUAUGAUUUCUCACUUUUAUGAUGGCAUGAAAACAAUUCCACUCCUUGUCUCUUCAGUAGAUCGCUCAAUAAAUCACAGAAGAUAUUUAAUAUUUUAUUAUAAACUUUUGCCUAACUGCAAGCCAAUGCAAAUAUUUUGAGCGUGUUGAAGGUAUUCUAUGCAAAGCUCUGAGAUUCACUGGGUUAGUUGUACCAUAUACAUUUUGGGCUUACUGAUGUUUAAUUACAAUUGGCUGUAUUGGUAAUAUGAAAAACUACAUUAAUAAUGGUAUCAAUAUCUGAUUCUUAUUUAUAUGUUGGGAUCAUAAUAUUGAGUAUUGACAAUUAUUGCUGUAAUGUAACCCUUAUAACAGCUAUAUGAAACAGUUAUUACCCAUAGGUUAUUUUCCAAGGGAGAUUAUCUUUACUUGAAAGAUAGCUGAGCUCAGCCAGGCAGUGGUGGCGCACGCCUUUAAUCCCAGCACUUGGGAGGCAGAGGCAGGCGGAUUUCUGAGUUCGAGGCCAGCCUGGUCUACAGAGUGAGUUCCAGGACAGCCAGGGCCACACAGAAAAAUCCUGUCUUGAAAAACUCCAAAAAAAAAAAAAAGAGAAAGAGAGAUGGCUGAGCUCCUGGCUUCAGACCCAUGCAAGGCAAUCUCUCUCCUUUUCUUACAUAUCUGAUUCUCAAAUUCUGGCAAUAGGCAGAUGAAAAUUCAUCAGUGAUUUGGCAGGAAAUGUUUGCCCCUCUAAACAGCUAAGCUUAAGUGAACUAAAAUAUCCUACCACAGAGAACAACAGUUAAAAUGAAUAGUCCCAUACCCACACUGCUUCUAUUUUCUUAGGUUUGAUUUCAAGAAGUAAUCAGAUCUAGAAAACUUUAUGGACAAAUAAUGUUUAUCGUGGUAAAACUUAAUCAUUGUGUUGCAGCUGAGGCCCAACGCCCCUACUUUUCUCUGGAGUAGUUGAGGACAUGUGGAAUGGACUAGAUGGUUUUAGUCUUAUUCUGUUCCAUAUCUGAAGAUCUGUUUCUUCAUUUGUGUAUAAAUCUGAGGAAAUACCAGUAUUACGCCACAGUGCCAGGGUGAAGGUGAAACCGGAUGUAAUGAGAAGAGUCUAGAACAGCCUGGCAUAAGGUAAACACUCCAUGAAGGUCAAGGAUGACUCUGGAGGACUGAAUUACUUUAAAACAUUUCAUGGAUGGAUCCCCCCACUCCACACAACACACACACACACACAUACACACACACACACACACACACACACACACCGUGUAACCACAAGCUUCAAAAGAGGUUAGGUAACUCCCCGUCAAAAUGUUUUAUGGCCCCCUCCCUUACAAAAAAGGGGGAAGCUAUAAAGGGUCUAUAAUGCUCCCCUACAAUAACCUUAAACAAAGGAGAAAAUAACAGGCAAAAAGAAUGGCAGAAGAGAAAAUCCACGCAAUUAAAAACAUAUAGACCUAUGUGUGAGUACCUAUCACUUUACAUCUGUGAGCUUGCCUGUGUUGAAAUUCAUUUUGACAACUAAAUAAAAAGAAUAGUGUCAUUUUAUAGACCUGGGCAUUUAUAAAGUAUCCAGAAUAGGUCUUCUUAUAAGAGGAAAAGUCACUUAGCCUGCCAAAGCUGAUGAGGCAAUUUUUUUAAAUUAUUUUUUUCUUAAAACUCCUUCUAAGUACUAUGAAGACUCUCUCCUCAAUCUCUGGUCCAUGUUACUUUAACCCGUGCCUUGCUGAUCUGCUUUAUGUGUGGUCCAUAGUAAGGUAUUUAAAUGAUAUAUAAUCACGUAAAUCACACUCUAGAAAUACUUCAGAAAGACGGCUGGGAGCAGUAUAAGGACAAAGGAAAAAGAGAGAAGGCAGGAAAACCCAAGUCCUCGGGUCAGGAGGGAGGACCCAGGGAGUCCAGCUUCUCCUUCCGCUUGCCUGCUGUGACCUAGCGUGUACCACGGGGUCUGGACAGAUGUUAUCAGCUUGUGUCUACGCGUAAAGGGAAGUGAAUACAGAUUUGUGCUAUUUCGGCAGAGGCACAAAUCAGUGCCCCCUCCCGGAGCUGGGGUUGCUACCGAAGAGUUUUGGAUCUAGGAAUGGUUGACUAUAGCGUAGAAAAACAAGGCUGGUGUCUUGGGAAUGCCCUUGGAUUUUCUGUGGGCCAGUCCUGCUGCGCUGAGGAACCGCAAUAGGCUUCAGCUUUCCUUCACUCCUUGGGAGGGAAGGAGUGCCUAUUGUGAGGAACUAAUGACCAUUUUCCAACUACUGCACUGGAAUGGAAGCCUGAAAGCCCUCCGUGAAACAAAGUGCUCUCGACAGGAAGUCAUCUCCUACUAUUCCCAAUAUUCUUUAGAUGAAAAGAUGCGUAGCCACAUGGCCCUGGACUGGAUUAUGAAGGAGCGUGAAUCACCAGGAAUUCUCUCUCAAGAGCUGCGUGCAGCCCUAGGGCAGCUGGAGGAAGCCAGGAAGGCUGGACAAGAACUACGAUUUUACAAAGAAAAAAAAGAAAUCCUGAGCUUGGCCCUGACUCAGAUCUAUAGUGACCCUGACCCUUCCUCACCCAGUGAUGACCAGCUAAGCCUCACGGCUCUGUGUGGCUAUCAUUAGCAAGGCCAGGUGGCAGGUUUCCUGAGGACGUUCACAUCAGGAAUCUACCUGACAGAAGUUGUUAGAGAUUUUAGCAUGAUAGUCAGUACCUGAAGGCUGUACUGCUCCUACACAGUCUGUUCACAGAAUGGGAGGCUAGGGUUGACUGAUCCCGAUCCCAACUUCCUACUUCAUGUAUGUUUUCAACCAUUCCCUUAGGGAUUCUACUUCAGAAUAAAAAGAAAGACAACAAAAUUACUUUAGAAAGCAUUCUUCAGGGUUUGAUCUAAUCUAAAAAACCUAGUUGAUAUGUGCCUUGCUAAAUUGUAUGCAUUGCUUCACACAACAGUCCAGUAGAGCAGUCUUGGAGAAAACAGCAGCCAGGACUAGGGAAAGGAUCAUGAUAACUUCUUUUUUUCUUUUUUUUUGGGGGGGCACAGUUUCUCUGUGUAGCCCUGGCUGUCCUGGAACUUGUCUUUAGAUCAGGCUGGCCUUGAACUCAGAGCUCUGCUUCUGAGUACUAGGAUUAACUACAUCUACCACAACCACCUGGCCUAUAACAAUGUUUUAAAUACUUAAGAGUAAAUAAAUAGUACAGAUGAUUUAAAAAAAAUGUACAACACUCAGCAUGUUUUGAACCCUCCUGAAAAUUACUGUAUCCUCAUUAUAUAUUUUGAAAUUAGCUUUAAUAACAAACACUAUCACAUAUACUUCUCAGACAGGAUGAAAUUAAGUACAUAACUGCCCUAUUCCAAUGUCCUAAAAAGGUGAUGGUGUGUAGUGUUAGAUGAUUUCAUUUUAAAAUGAUAUUUUUUUAAAAAUCAUAUCACUUCCCAUAAUGAGGCUAAAUGUUCUAAGGAAAAAAAAACUUUAGAUUUUUGUAAUCUUGAGAAGGAGUUAGGAUUUGUGUGUGUGUUGAAUAAAUUUUUAAGUGAAGAAAUUUCUAUUUCAUUUUUUUUUUUACAAACUUUUUAUCAUUUCAAAUUCAGCACAUUUCCCCAUGUUGGCUGGGAUCUUUACGUGCAGUGCAUGUUUACUGUGUUUGGCAAUGUCCACCUCAGAAGAUUGAUAUCUGAUUAGAUGCAAGAACAGUGCUUGCGUGGGUCAAGCUUCUCCUCUCUUUUAUAAUUAUGACACUGUACAAAUUCUCUGAACUGAAAAUUACGUAGACUAUUUUUCCUUGGAAUAUUCUCAGAAACUUCAGCAAAAGCAACAAAGGUUAUGGCCAUGGCUGGCCCUAUCUAAUAGCAAAUCAACUUCAGCCAGGGCAUUGUGCCAACCGAGUAUCACACAUGUCUGUAACACUGGCACAGAGGAACCUAAGAGAGGGACAAGACAAACACGCACGCUUGUUCUUAACACUGCACUGUAGAAAGGGACAAGAAUAAAGGAGUCUCUAAGAAGAUGGAGCCAUGAAGGUGGUGCUUGUUGUUGCUAUGAACUCCCUGAAAAUUGAAUAAAAAGCCACAGACUAUCUCAUAGCAAUAUAUAAUAAUUUCAUAAAACAUAUGGCCCUGCCCCAAAAUUUAUGGAUUAGCCCAGAGCAUCAUUGACCCUUAGUUUGAAGCUCACAAUUUUAAAAGCAUACAUAGUUUUACACUUCAUAUGAGAGAUCUAGUAACCCAUAGACCAUAUAUUUUUUUCUUUUCUUUUCUUUCUUUUUUUUUUUUUUUCCGAGACAGGGUUUCUCUGUGUAGCCCUGGCUGUCCUGGAACUCACUCUGUAGACCAGACUGGCCUCGAACUCAGAAAUCUGCCUGCCUCUGCCUCCCAAGUGCUGGGAUUAAAGGCGUGCGCCACCACUGCCUGGCCAUAGACCAUAUUUUUAAGAUUACUACCAUUACUCUGAAAUCAAGAAUUGUAUUGUUUGGGGCAUGAUGGUUUAAUUUUUAUAAAAAUCAAAAUGCACCUUGUUGUUAUGGAGAAAGAAAUUAAGACAAACUAGACACUAAACUUUGGCAACUGUACCAGAACAUUACAGAUUUAAUAAAAUCAUUGUUCCUUCAAUAUUCUGAA
Molecule: messenger RNA, 5408 nt
Organism: Mus musculus (house mouse)
Lineage: Eukaryota; Metazoa; Chordata; Mammalia; Rodentia; Muridae
Gene: Lix1
Product: limb and CNS expressed 1
Exons: 3
Coding region: 2947-3414 (155 amino acids)
Source: RefSeq, a predicted model, not a curated record